This is a messenger RNA of Trachemys scripta elegans, 3564 nucleotides long. It is a transcript of the gene GID4, whose product is annotated as GID complex subunit 4 homolog. NCBI's taxonomy places the organism in Eukaryota, Metazoa, Chordata, Testudines, Emydidae. Gene Ontology annotation, biological process: protein catabolic process in the vacuole; protein targeting to vacuole; proteasome-mediated ubiquitin-dependent protein catabolic process. Gene Ontology annotation, cellular component: extrinsic component of membrane; GID complex. The record is from RefSeq and is a predicted model, not a curated record. Bases 131 to 787 code for a protein of 218 amino acids. The transcript is spliced from 6 exons.
CAUGUGCGGAGGCGCCGCCGGGAGGCCCUGAGCCAGGCGGCGGGGGGACCGGCGAGUUCCCGGGUCGGUAAGGCGGCCGGGCCGGCUCCCCGCAGCCCGUGUCGCGCUGGCGCCCGGGGACCCCCCCGAGAUGCCGGUGCGGAGCGAGUGCUGCUGCCCGGGGGGAGCCCGAGGCCGCGGGGCCGCCGCCAGCCUGGUGCCGCCGCCCCCCAUCAACACGGCGCAGCCCGGGGUCGCCACCUCCCUGCUCUACAGCGGCGCCAAGUUCCGCGGCCAGCAGCGCAGCAAGGGCAACGCCUACGAGGUGGAGGUGGUGAUGCAGCAUGUGGAUAUGGAAAACUCCUAUCUUUGUGGAUACUUGAAGAUUAAAGGCCUUACAGAGGAAUACCCGACCCUUACCACUUUCUUUGAAGGGGAAAUAAUCAGUAAAAAACACCCCUUCUUAACGCGGAAAUGGGAUGCGGAUGAAGACGUCGAUCGUAAACACUGGGGGAAAUUCCAGGCCUUUUACCAAUAUGCGAAAACAUUUAACUCAGAUGAUUUUGAUUACGAGGAUUUGAAGAACGGGGACUACGUCUUCAUGAGGUGGAAGGAGCAGUUCCUAGUCCCAGAUCACACGAUCAAAGACAUCAGCGGUGCUUCCUUUGCUGGGUUUUAUUACAUCAGCUUCCAGAAGUCUGCAGCAUCUAUAGAGGGCUAUUACUACCACAGGAGUUCAGAAUGGUAUCAGUCUCUGAAUCUAACUCAUGUCCCUGAGCACAGUGCACCCAUCUAUGAGUUCCGAUGACAGGCGGACAGAAUGAUGCCAAGUGAAAAGAACCCGGGCAGGAGAGAGCGUGAUCUGCCACGAGAGAUGUGUCCCUGUCGGAGUGGGGGGGACACGCGCUUCUCUUCUGCCCAACGGACUUGUGAAAGAAAGCAUGAAUGUCAGCCCAUCCGACCCAAGGAGCGUGGCUGCAGGAGCUGGAGUCUCCCUCCCGCCAAGUGGCAAUUUGAUCUUUAAUCUGGUUUUAAAGCUACCUUUAAAUGCACUUUCUUUUUGCACAGCUAGUUUCUUUAUCACUGAAAUUCCUCCCAACCCCCUUCUGGAAGUUUGGUCCUAGCUGGAAUCAACACCUUCUCCUCUGAGUAAUAAGAAAACAUAAGCUCAGCACUUAUGGUUUCAUGUUACAUCCUAGUAUGGGUUGAAAUACAAAGAACUGCGGCCGUUCACAUUUGUCGCUCUGUCUGACAGCUCGGCCGCUUCCAGAGCCUGGGCGUGUCGCUGCAUUAGCGAGGCUUGGCCUAGCGGAGAGAACUGCUGAUCUGCAGAGUCCACUACAGAAGCAUUUGGCUGAGACAGACAAGUCUUGAAGACCUAAUGAAUCUCCAGCUCAUACUGGCUAAUGAGGUUAGCCGGAGCUGCAGAUCUCUCAGGAACGCUAGCCACUUCUGAGCUGCAAGCGGUUCCUUUGUCUUGAUAUGCCACGGGGAAUAGAUUAAAUGUAAAGACUUCCAGGCCCUCAGUAGAAGUGGAUCUGAGCUCUGCUUACUAAGUGUAUAUUUGCUCUUUACUUAAGGGUAAAAAAAUAAAAAAGACUUUUAAUAACAAAAAAAAAAAUAUUUUUAUGGUUCCUCUUCCCAAGGACCCUAUGGCAAAUGCACAAUUAUUCAGAAUUACAUUUUACUGUUUUCACAUUGAAAACAGUGAAUGUCUACGUUAGUUUUUUAUAUAUAUAUGUAUGUAAUCAACCAGCAGCUUUGGAAAAAUCGUCCUGGUACAAGUGUUUAGCAGCAUUGCAGAAAUGAUGCUAGUGAACUGUUUAGCAUUUGUACCUACUUUUCAUGCUCCACCAACAUCACUGCUUGAUACCUUUAUACCAGGCAAAACGAAAACAACAACAAAAAGAACAGUGGCUGUCCUACAACUUUGAAACGUUCAAGUGAAAUAACUUAAGGCUCGUGUGCCAAAGUGUGUGCGUGUCUGUGUGUGGGGAGGUUUUUUUAAGACAUUUUAAAAGUUGGCAUCAGUUGUAUAUUUAAUAUGAUACUCUAUGCGUGCAGGGCUUUUGUGAGACAACUUACCUUGCCUUUUUCUGGCUGUUUUAUUUAAAAAAAAAAAAAAAAAAAAGGCUAUUAAGAAAAGGGAGAUUUGUACCAACAGAGCAAAUCAUUUUUAAAGAAUGUUUGCCACUUGCAAUCAAAAAGCAAAGCCCUUCACUUAUGGAGUGUGAAGUUGUUUUUUUUAACUAACUUUUUUCCUUUUCACAGUGUCCGUAUUGUAUUUUGCAGAGGCUGAGUUGAUAGUUUAAGCCUUAAUGGGAAAGCAUUCAGGUCUCAGUGGGCUCUCUUUGUAUAUUCCACAUUGGGGACUUGGUUUAUUUUGCUUAAGAAAAUGAACCGGUUUAAUUUGCUCGGUGACAUAAUAGUCAAAGUCCUGUGGCCCUAUUUAUCCUAGCUGUAAACCCAUGUUCAAGACACAUUUGGGAAAAGUUGUCUAAACAGGCAAGGAGUAGGUUUCCAUCUUAAAGGUUAGAUGGGAAACCACCUGGUGUAUUAAAAAAGGUGAAGGAUGAGGGAACUUAACUUCUUGUAGGUCUUGAUGGACAGCAACAACGGAGUUAAAAAAUGGCUAGAAGACCAAUGCUGAAAUGAUCUCCGAUAACAGUCAGAGGACAGGGUGGGUGAGAGAAGUGUCUUGUCUAGGUCCACUAUUCUGAUGACACAAUGACUUGAAUAAGGCACCUUGGCAGUACAGGGGCUACUGGCUCAUUCCUGUGUACUGGGAGGGGUUUGUCUUAUUUCGGAAAAGGCGGUUGUGGCCACAAAAUAUGAAUGAAGCAUUUUUCUCUGUUUUCCAAACUAAAACUGAUCAGGCCCAUCUGCGGUAACGCCUCCUUAGACCCUUUUAACAAAAAUGAAAUGUGCAAAUACUUUUAAUCUGUUAGUGGUUUCUGUGCCUCUGGAGCGGUGUGCAAUAUUGUCACUGAUACCCAACCCAUCACGAUGACAUUUUUGUGACAAUUAUGGUUAGGCUUUAACUUUAAACAUUGUGGUGGCCACAUGCAGAAACUGGGUUGCAGGAGGUCCCUUGGGUCAUCUUAUAAUCAGGAAGUUCUCCUAAUGUGUUCCCUAAACCACUGAGACUUGAUGUUUCUGAGAGGGAUUUGGGACAGAAGGGGCUCUUCCCCCUCACAUAAAGCGUAUUUCAGCUGAAAUCCAAAAGUUGCAAAGGAAUGAAUUUUUUUUUAAAAGGAUUGUCUUACAUUCAGAAAAGGAGAAGCUUUUAUUCUCUAAAGCCUUGAUUUGCUUGGUUUUUUUUUUUUUAUUCUGAAACUGUUUAAGCUAAGAGGAAAUACUCUUAAUUAUAUUGCAUUGUGGUGAAAGAAAACUAACAAGGUGAGACUUCUUGGGGAGAGUAAGUGGGAGGGUGGGUCUUUGAGUCUUGUGAAAGUUUAAAAAAAACAACAACACCCUAACGUGGGUGCAGAGUCUGAGUAUAUUUAUGAUUAAUUGUGGAACAGGGACUGGGAGAAGUAUUUUGCAGAGCUAUCAACGUCCAAAUUAAAAAGAAAUGUAUUUUAA